UCAAGGACAAGUUCUGUGAUGAUGAGUUGGCUGCAGAAGUUCUUUUUGAUGAGGCAUUUUGCAUUGUUGCUGAGGAAGAACCUGCUGAUGUACGGUUUGGCGUGGAUUUACUACAAGCCAUAAAGAUCGAGUGACAUAUAGGCAUUAGCCCUUCACGGAAAUGUCUUGAUUUUAUCCUGAAUGCCUGUGUUAAGGCAAAAGACCUGCAAAACUCUCUUUUGAUUUGGAAAGAAUACCAGAUUGCUGGCCUUCCUUAUAAUGUUUUCAAUUUCCUAAGAAUGUAUCAGGCGCUUUUGGCUUGUGGAGAUCACAAGUCAGCAGAAGCAAUGCGAACUAAAAUUCCAAAAGACGAUCCAGCUGUACGGAUGUCAUCAGAGCAUUCCAAGUGACUUACCCCAAGUCAACAACACCUGCAAAGCCCAACAAGCGGCUGCAGCAGCAAGAGAACAAGUAAAACUGAAAGCAAAACACGAACUUGAACAGAAUAGGAUUCAACAUUCUUUGUCCAAGAGAAAUCCUCCAGGCAUUUUUUCUUGUAUACUUCCUGUUAGGUCUAGCUCUUUAUUUUUGUAUUUCUGUAGCUGCUGCUUUUUCUUGCCCUCCCUUGUUCACUAAAACGUACGUGUUUAGCAACAUUGCACGGUAUGCAUGGAAACCAAAAGGGGUUGAUGCUGUGGAGCAUGGAAUGAUAUCUUUAAACGCAUCGUCAUAUUAAAGACUCGUCUAUAUAUGGUUGUAUUGUAUCUGUGUAAAAAGUAGAUAAUACUUCUUCGGUAGCCUUUGUAAAUGUACUUUGAGAACACUUAACCGUAGAAAAAGUAUAUAGAUGGAGACAUUUUCUCAUUCGAUCUUGACAGAAUCAAGUUUAUAAUUACAG
Molecule: messenger RNA, 877 nt
Organism: Rubroshorea leprosula
Lineage: Eukaryota; Viridiplantae; Streptophyta; Magnoliopsida; Malvales; Dipterocarpaceae
Source: the annotation of a GenBank genome assembly